AUGGCCGACAACGACGCCAACAACCUAGCUCCGGCAUUUGCCCAGGAUGACGACGAUCUGAGAUUCCUGGGCCAGCGUCCACCACCAUCUCCACCCCCACUUCCACCUUCGCCACCACGACGCCAGCCUUCGCCACCACUAGAGCCAAGGGACCAAGAGAACCCUGCCCCACAUCAUCCAGACCCUAAUGUUCUGCUCCACCACGUGGAGCAGCUUGGUCGACAGAUUGCUGAUCUGCAGAAGCAGGUGCGUCUCGAUCGACGCAAUGCUGCUCAACUGGCUCAGGAUCCUCAAGAGCCUCCUCCAAGAGGGAGGGGCAGAGGUGCUGCUAGGGGCAGGCGCAGAGCUGGGAGAUUCUUGGGGGAGAGAAACGCUCGGUUUGUUCGAAAUACAGCCUAAAUCUCCAAAAUGGUCACGGUCGACUAACUCGGCCAUCUCCGAAAAUCUCCGUGAACUUUCGGGUCAACGGACACAGGUCAGCGCGGCACCCGGAAGAGUCAGUCGGUAGUAGUGUAGAAGUAUCGUUACGAUAAUGGUCUAAAGUGUUCAGUCAAACAGUAUUAUAAACUUAAUAAUUUUGUUCAGUACAUCAACUUGUUGAUUAAGUUGAGAAAUUUCAGUGACUCAACGAGAUAAGGUGAAAGAGACAAUAUCAGUGAAAAUUAGACAUUCAACAAUAAUUGAAACCAAAGAGUGUACCGAAAUAGUGACAAGUGGUUGGAUCCCACGCCAAAUAUAUUGAUAAUUUUAUAAAACUCCUACGAUAAUUUUCCCAACA
Diachasma alloeum is the source of this 778-nucleotide messenger RNA. RefSeq names its product homeobox protein Hox-A10. NCBI's taxonomy places the organism in Eukaryota, Metazoa, Arthropoda, Insecta, Hymenoptera, Braconidae. The transcript has 3 exons. Bases 1 to 399 code for a protein of 132 amino acids. The record is from RefSeq and is a predicted model, not a curated record.